Molecule: messenger RNA, 607 nt
Organism: Psylliodes chrysocephalus
Lineage: Eukaryota; Metazoa; Arthropoda; Insecta; Coleoptera; Chrysomelidae
Source: the annotation of a GenBank genome assembly
UUGUUUGUGCGCUACUGCAUGAGGUAUCAGGGAUAAUCAUUAACAUAAUCGUUACAUAAUGAGUCAAAACAUAAAGUAACAUACUUAAAUAUAAUUGCAAUUAGCUGGACUUACUUCAGUCCAUUCACAGUUUGAAGAACAAAGUUACUUGGUAAAUUCAAAAAUGAACUGGAAUAUCUUCAUCAUUGUGGUUGUGGCCUGUUUUGCAUUGGAAGUUUAUUGUGAUCCUAUCGAUAUCGCGAACGUCAAGGACUACUGCAUCAAAGAAACUGCGAUUGCCAAAGAAACUGUUAAAAAAAUGGAAGACGAUACUCUUGAAAGACUCGACGAAGAUGCUUACUGUUAUCUGCGCUGCAUCUUCGUCUCGAUGGAACUCAUCGAUUCCAACGGAGAACUGGACGUGAAGAAAGUCAUGAAAGAAUUUGACUAUUUUGAUGAAGAAUGUCUGAAAAAAAUCCCGAAAAUUAUGGAAUGUACCGAUAUGGCCGCACUAAACGAUUGCGAAGUUGAUUAACACUGUAAUAAAUAGAAUUUCAAUUUUUAAUACACUAUAUAAUUAAAUACCUACAAAUAAAUCACUGUUAUUGAGAAAAAACAUUAGGAAAAU